Molecule: messenger RNA, 2843 nt
Organism: Salvia hispanica
Lineage: Eukaryota; Viridiplantae; Streptophyta; Magnoliopsida; Lamiales; Lamiaceae
Product: putative late blight resistance protein homolog R1B-16
Biological process (GO): defense response to other organism
Molecular function (GO): ADP binding
Source: RefSeq, a predicted model, not a curated record
CUUUUCUCCACGAUUUUCCCGCCGAAUCAGAGAAUCUGGAAUCCAGAAUCAGAGAUGCAGCAAUGGAAGCCGAGGAUAUCAUCGAAAUGCUUAUGACGGAACAAAUUCGUCACAAUCUCAGAGAUGAAAAAUAGCAUCAAAUUCAAAGACGCACAAAUUGAUGAUUCUAUCGAGGCUAGUUCAUCAUCAUCAUCACUAGUUGCAGAUGCUGGAUAAUGGAAAAUGGUUGUAGAAUUGAAUGAGGAUUUGUUAGGAAUGAAGACACGCCUUUGUAGCCAUUCGCCACACCUCCAAACCCUCCCAAUAUUUGGCAUGGGAGGUAUUGGGAAAACGACUCUCGCUAGAACUAUCUACGACGAUCCAUUAAUCAGGGAGCAUUUUCAGAUCCGUGCUUGGGUGACAGUAUCACAAGAUCAUAGCGAGAGAGCAAUUCUUUCAGAUCUGCUGGAUUCUAUGAAAGAAUUCGACGCGGAAUGGAGGAAAGAAUCCACAAGAGACAGAUCUGAAGAGGGCAACGAGUCCCUGUUGGAAAUUCCUGAAAUGAGCAAUACUGAAAUGGCACUAAAAGUGCACAAAAUCCUAGUAGGGAGGAGGUUUCUCAUUGUGAUGGAUGAUAUAUGGAGCAUAGAGGUGUUGGAUUAUGCAAAAAUUCUGUUUCCCGACAACGAGAAUGGAAGUCGGAUCAUGUUAACGACAAGGCUAGCAAAUGUGGCUGCUUAUGCCGAUGCUGAUGCCUCUGCCCUUUUCCACGAGAUGAAGUUGAUGGAUGCUGAUCAGAGCUGGAGCCUACUCUCCGCUCACCUGGAUCACAUUCCUCCUGAGCUGGAGAGUGCCGGAAAGGAGAUUGCAAGAAGCUGCGGAGGACUGCCUCUUGCAGUGGUGGUGGUUGCAGGGCUCCUAUCCACAGUGAGCAAGACUCGGGCUGUGUGGGACAAAAUUGCAAGUAAUGUAAAAUCAUCUCUUGCCACUGGAGACAGCCAGAUAGAAAAGAUUUUGUCCUUGAGCUACAACCAUCUGCCUCUUCAUUUGAAGCCAUGUUUCUUGUACAUGGCAGGCUUUCCCGAAGAUCACGAGAUCAAAGUCACAGACCUGAUCAGGCUAUGGGUAGCUGAAGGCUUUGUUGAAUUCGAAGACACUGCAGAGCAGUAUCUGGAGGAUCUUGUCGACAGGAGCCUCGUCGUGGUCACCAAGAGGAAGUCUGAUGGCAGAAUCAAAAGUUGCAGCCUUCAUGAUAUGGUACACGAAAUGUGCAUCAAGCUAGCACACCAACAGAAGUUUUUCGUGCACAUCACGGGCAGGGGUCACCGCAUCCGCAGGAUCAGCAUCUCUGGUUCGGGUGUCCACUCAUUUGCCUCGACCAUCCGUACUAUCUUGUGCUUCCAACACACUAAACUCGCCUCUAUCGGAAGCCUGAGCUUGCUCAGGAUUCUAGACGUGCUAAAAGUUCGAUUUAUGUCUCGUUUGAUCCCUGAUCAGUUCUUCGAGCUCUUUCAUCUGAGGUACCUAGCUUUCUGCUACGAUGAGCAACUAUCCAGAGCGAUAUCAAAUCUUCAGAAUCUUCAAGCAUUGAUCAUCAAAGUAUCUCUGUAUCGUCCUCUGCCACAUGAGAUUUGGCAAAUGCCUCAAUUAAGGCAUCUCAUAAUUUCUGGUUGCUGCUUGCUCAUUCCUAAUGCCAAUAAUCCCACUUUCUCUCUACAAAAUCUCCAAACACUUGGCAAAUUGAAAAACCUCACGUGCUCAAUAAGCAUGCUCAGCAUGUUCCCAAACCUUACAAAACUGUGCCUCACCUUUUUCCGUGGCAAAGGCGACUUGCUCCUCCACAACCUCGUACACCUGUGUCGCCUUGAGAAGCUGCAGCUGGAGCUGGAAACCGAGUGGAGCGACUCCGGGGACGCAACCCUGGUUGCUCCGGACUCACUGAAGAAGUUGACACUGAUCGGGUGGGGCCGUUACGAGCCUUACAUUGGCAUUGUCGGUCCGUUGCCUAAUUUGCAAGUGUUGAAACUGAUAAAGUUAAAUUUCUGGGGGCGACAGUGGAGUGUCUGUGAUGGAGAUUUCCCUCGGCUGAAGUCUCUGCUUAUCGACGGAUCGAAUCUUGCAGAGUGGAACCCCAACUUCCCGAGGCUGAAGACCUUAUUCAUCCGUGACUGCCGGCGUCUGAGUAGGAUUCCGGAUGAUAUUGGAGAGAUUCCGACGCUUGAGCUCGUCGAGGUCAAGCUCUGUGCGGAGUCUCUGGCGGAGUCUGCCAGAGAGAUGCAGGAGGAGCAAAGGAGUUAUGGAAAUGAUGGAUUUCAAGUUCGUUGCAUUGAUUGUGACGGCAUUGCCGAGCUCAAAGAACACGAGCUCGUAAACAUUGAAAGUGUGAGAAAGGCAAAGACGGUAAUAGAAGAGCGGCCUCUAAGCUACAGAAAAUCUAAAAGGGUAGCCUAUGGCUAUAUGAAACGCCCUAAGCCUCUAAUUCGGUUAGACUAUACAGAUGCUGAGCUGAAGAUUGUAAACUACAAAGAAGCGGAGCCACAGUUGUAACUUGUAACUCAAGAAUAUACACAUACAUACUCGGCUUGGUUAGAUGAUCUGAUGGUCACGUCCAAUUCAAUUCUCUUCAGUUAUAGUAUAUGAUAGUAAUAUCCUUAGGCGGUCGCGUUAAUCUAAAACCGCCCCCUUAUAUACCCACAAAUGAAUCUGGGCGUUGGAUUUAGGAUGCGGGCGACUGACUGCGAAAUCUGCAAAAUUACUGAAAUCAAUAUAUACUGAGCUGUAUUUAGGAUUUGUAGUAGGGGUCGGUAUAAUGAACAGUAUGAACUUGUAUACUCAUCUUAUUGAAAUUAUGUAUUUUUCAUACA